AUGGAGGAUAAUACGGUUGGUGCUUCAGAUGAUGAUACACAGUUGAAGGAGGAGCUUGAUCGCUCUGAAUCUGAGGUUCGUGAAGCUCAUCUUAGAUUGCAAAACGCAAUUGCAUCCAAGGAAGCGCUUGCUGCACGUACACAAUCUGCUCAUGCAGACCAUGCAAAAGUUACGCAAGUGACAUCUAAUACUCAAAUUCAGUCCGAGAAGAAGCAAAACUCUGAAGCUCAGUCCGUGUCUGAGUUGGAAACCCAGACAAGGGUUGUGAACAAACAAAAUUUCGUGGAUAAAUCUUUUAAAACUUCUGAAACUGUUGGGUCUCGUGAAACUACAGCUAAAGAAGAUAAUGCACGUACAGAUUCUAUCAAUGCAGGCCAUGCAGAUGCACUUGAUCAGUCUGGUGCUCAGUCCGUGGUUGAAUUGAUAAAACAUAAAACCACUCCUACUGAAGUUAUUGAUGAAGCUAAUCAGUUGGAAAAGGAGCUUGCUAAAUCUGCUGUUGAGUUGCGUGAAGCUCAGAUGAAGUUUAUUCAUUGUAAAAAUACUAUUGCAGCUCAGAAAGAUAUAGCUUUACGUAAAAAUCAGGAAGACAUGGCUGCACAAAGUUUUUCUAAAGACGAAUGGACUGAAAAAAUUUUGGGAGGUUCUAAUGCUGAAAAGAAGUCACCUACUGUGAACAUUAAGAAUGGCAAAGAAGGAAAAUCAAUCAAAUCUGUUUGGAAAGAAGUUAGUGAAACUUCCCAUGCAGGCCAUGCAGUUAACGUCAAUAAUGUGCAGGCUGGUAAGGAGAGUAUAGUUAUUGUUUCCCAUGAAAACCAUGCAGAUAACAUUAACAAUAUUGCAGCAAGGGAAGGUGUUCAGUCCGGGAAGGGGAAUGUGACAGAAGUGGCAACAAAUAGUAACGUUGUUUCUAAGGAUACUACAGUUCAAGAGUGCGAUGAGGAUAAACUGUUGGAGGAAGAGCUUAAUAACUCUUUUGUAGAAUAUAGGGAAGCACAACUCAAACUGAUCAAGUGUAAGAAUGCUAUUGCUGCGAGAAAAGAUAUUGCUGCAAGAAUUAAAUCUGCUACUGAAGUUAAUGUAGCUGUUACGCAAGUUCAAACCGGGAUAAGGCAAGAGUCAGGAAAUAACGUGGAAUCUGGCUUGGAGAUUCAGCCAACUUCCGUGCCCAAAAAGAACACUGAGUCCUUAUCCAAGCAUAAUCAGGCCGUGAAUAUCUCUCAUGGUCUGAAUACAAUGCCAGGGUCCUUAGAAGACUCGGUUUUAGAAUAUUCUUCAAAACAAGAGUCUGUGAAUAAGAAUAUUCAGGCCAAGCAAGCUGAUAAUCAAGUCGUGAAUAAUUCUCAAGGCUUGAUUACUAAAUCAGGGUCAUCGAAAGAGGAUUGGACAAAAGUAAAGGGCCAUGCAGUUAACGUCAAUAAAGUGCAGGCUGGUAAGGAGAGUAUAGUUAUUGUUUCCCAUGAAAACCAUGCAGAUAAAAUUAACAAUAUUGCAGCAAGGGAAGGUGUUCAGUCCGGGAAGGGGAAUGUGACAGAAGUGGCAACAAAUAGUAACUUUGUUUCUAAGGAUACUACAGUUCGAGAGUGCUAUGAGGAUAAACUGUUGGAGGAAGAGCUUAAUAACUCUUUUGUAGAAUAUAGGGAAGCACAGCUCAAACUGAUCAAGUCUGUUACACAAGUUCAAACUGGGAUAAGGCAAGAGUCAGGAAAUAACGUGGAAUCUGGCUUGGAGAUUCAGCCAACUUCCGUGCCCAAAAAGAACACUGAGUCCUUAUCCAAGCAUAAUCAGGCCGUGAAUUCUCAUGGUCUGAAUACAAAUCCAGGGUCCUUAGAAGACUCGGUUUUAGAAUCCUCUUCAAAACAAGAGUCUGUGAAUAAGAAUAUUCAGGCCAAGCAUCAGGUCGUGAAUAAUUCUCAAGGCUUGAUUACUAAAUCAGGGUAA
This is a messenger RNA of Papaver somniferum (opium poppy), 1941 nucleotides long. RefSeq lists its product as uncharacterized. NCBI's taxonomy places the organism in Eukaryota, Viridiplantae, Streptophyta, Magnoliopsida, Ranunculales, Papaveraceae. The record is from RefSeq and is a predicted model, not a curated record. The transcript is spliced from 6 exons. The coding region runs from base 1 to 1941 and encodes 646 amino acids.